AUGGUAGAGAACGGAGCCACCCCGUAUACUCAGGAUGAACCCGACGAAGAACAGCCAUUGCUGCGAUCGGACCCUCCAACUUGGACCCCGCCGCCAGGUUUUUUAUUAAUUCAAAUUGCAAUCAUGGCCAACGUCUUUCUCGGGGGGUUCGAUGGCACUAUCACCGCCUCGACCUACGCCGUGAUCAGCUCCGAAUUCAACGCGGCGAACACUGCGUCGUGGCUGACGACCUCUUACCUGAUCACAAGUACUGCAUUCCAGCCUUUGUAUGGCCGCUUUUCUGAUCUACUCGGUCGCCGAUCGUGCUUUUUCACCGCGACAAUCACCUUCAUGGCUGGUUGUCUUGGGUGUGCCAUAGCUCGGGAUGUGGUCUUUUUGAACAUCAUGCGUGCCUUGACGGGCAUUGGAGGUGGAGGAUUGAUGACUAUGGCAACAAUCAUCAACUCCGAUCUCAUCCCCUUCCGCCAACGCGGGAUGUAUCAGGCAAUCCAGAACGUUUCUUAUGGCUUUGGAGCCAUCUGUGGUGCCUCGUUUGGUGGUUCCAUCGUGGACUCAAUUGGAUGGCGUUGGUGUUUUUUCCUUCAGGUGCCAGUGUCAUUGUUCGCUUUGGUCAUGGGCUAUAUAGUCUUGAAGUUCCCAGCACGUUCCACUGAUACUUCCCCGGGUCGACGGACGCAAGGCACCUGGCACCAAAUUGAUUUCUUGGGAGCCUGCCUGCUCAUUCUGGCUCUCUCGACCCAGCUUGUUGGACUGAGUCUCGGUGGAAACAUUCUACCCUGGAGCGAUGUCUGGGUGAUUUUCCCACUGGUCGCCAGUGUGGUACUUCUGGUCGCGUUCAUCAUUGUUGAAGCCACCACCUCUGCUGUUCCAUUGAUUCCAUUGAAGAUGCUUCGAGGAACUCUUCCUAUUUCCACACAGGUUGCCAAUGUCUGUGUGGGGAUGUCGGCAUAUGCUUACCUCUUCACUCUCCCGCUUAUGUUCCAAGUGAUUCUCCUGGAUUCGCCCAGUAAAGCCGGUGCCCGACUUGUUAUCCCCUGUCUCGCUACACCAUUGGGUGGUCUCAUCUCAGGAAUUGUCAUGUCUCGCUGGGGCAAGCUGGCAUAUCUCGUACGCGCAGGUGCUGCCUUGAUGUUUAUCGGCAACCUCAUGGUAAUGCUUCUACGUUUUAACGACGCAAGUUGGAAGUACGUUGCAUAUGUCAUCCCUGCCAAUCUGGGACAGGGUAUAGUAUACCCGGGGAUCCUGUUCACGUUCCUUGCAGCUUUCGACCACUCCGAUCAUGCCGUCUCCGCAUCGACCGUUUACCUUAUUCGCUCUCUCGGAACCGUUUGGGGCGUCGCAGCAACCUCCACAGUCAUGCAGAAUACACUGAACUCAGGCCUCGGGGAGGCCUUGAGUGGAAUACCAGACAAAUGGAAAGUUAUUGAUGAGAUCCGUCACUCCAUAUCGGCCAUUUAUGACCUUCCCCCCGAUGUGCAAAUGGCCGUCCGACUGGUUUAUUACCGUGGAAUCCGCCUGUCAUUCGCGGCCUCGGCGUCAUUUGGCCUCGUGGCGACUAUCGCGGCGCUAUUUACCAGUGGAAAGGGCCUCGAACGCGCGGGUUCAAAAUAA
Penicillium antarcticum is the source of this 1611-nucleotide messenger RNA. Its product is annotated as MDR family MFS transporter. Gene Ontology annotation, biological process: basic amino acid transport; transmembrane transport. The transcript has 6 exons. Gene Ontology annotation, molecular function: basic amino acid transmembrane transporter activity. Gene Ontology annotation, cellular component: fungal-type vacuole membrane. The record is from RefSeq and is a predicted model, not a curated record. Bases 1 to 1611 code for a protein of 536 amino acids. Lineage: Eukaryota; Fungi; Ascomycota; Eurotiomycetes; Eurotiales; Aspergillaceae.